This is a messenger RNA of Thrips palmi, 2585 nucleotides long. It is a transcript of the gene Rab39, whose product is annotated as ras-related protein Rab-39B. The record is from RefSeq and is a predicted model, not a curated record. Lineage: Eukaryota; Metazoa; Arthropoda; Insecta; Thysanoptera; Thripidae. Gene Ontology annotation, molecular function: GTPase activity; GTP binding. Gene Ontology annotation, biological process: Rab protein signal transduction. The transcript is spliced from 3 exons. Gene Ontology annotation, cellular component: Golgi membrane. Bases 167 to 826 code for a protein of 219 amino acids.
CUACUUCUGAACUUCUACUGACUGACUACUGACUGACUUGUUUUCAAUUUGCGUCUCCGUUUCACUGUCUCCAGACACUGGUUUUCCAGUCUUGGCGCCUAUGUUUCGACUCAACAUCAAGUUCAUGUAGUAGUCUUUACAAGCAAGCUGACGUUAUUGUUCUAAAAUGGUCGAUCCAAUUUUCGACUAUCAGUUUCGUCUGAUUUUAAUAGGAGACAGUACCGUUGGGAAAAGUUCUUUGUUGAAAUAUUUCACUGAUGGGAAAUUUGCUGAGCUUUCAGAUCCAACUGUUGGAGUGGACUUCUUUGCAAGACUCAUAGAAGUAGAGGAUGGCAGGAGAAUAAAACUGCAACUAUGGGAUACAGCAGGCCAAGAGAAGUUCAGGUCAAUCACGAAAUCAUACUACCGCAACUCAGUUGGUGCUCUUCUUGUCUAUGACAUUACCAAUCGCAAAAGCUUUGAACACAUUCCACGUUGGAUGGCUGAAGCAAAGAGGCAUAUUGAGCCUCACCGACCUGUCUUUGCCUUGGUUGGAUGUAAGUUAGACUUAGUUAAAAAUAGUUCCAAUGCUCGGGAGGUUACAGAAGAGGAGGCUGCAGAAUUUGCUCAAACUCACAGUAUUCCACAUAUUGAAACCUCUGCUCGUACUGGACAUGGUGUAGAAAUUGCUUUCCGCUCUGUCACCCAGGAAGUUUAUGAUCGUAUUCUGUCUGGAGAGUACUCAGUUGAAGAUGGAUGGGAUGGGAUAAAGUCAGGGUUUUCUCGCCCAAGUGGCAUAGACUUCAGCCUAGAGGAAGCGGAACCUGCUCGGUCCUCAUGUUGUUAAUUUUGAUACAGUUAAUUUAAACUAUUGACUCUGCUUUGUUGCCUUGUGACAUCUUUGUCCAUUUAAAAUGAUAAAAGGAGGUAAAAUUUUUCUGUGGAAAAUUUAUACUUGGCUAUACAUAUGCACCAAGGAUUGUGAUUUAAAAUCUGGGCUGGAUCCAGUAAGUGCUGCAUUUUGUUAGUUGCUAUGACUGCAUUAACUCUCUGAUUUUGUACCAAGCCUUGCAGCUAACUUUGCGGAAUUGUUCACAUAAUUUUAUUUACUCUUUUUUAUAUGUAUUCUGACCUCACUGAAGACACACCAAAGAAGUGAAAAAUAGUGGACAGUAAGCAAUAGUUUCAACCAAUAAUGUUGUAAUUGAUUUGCUCAUUCUUUUAAAAGUUUAAAACGAUAAUCAACUUUGAAGUUUGUGUUAUCUAUUUGAUGGCUUUUAUGAAUUUAUUAUCCUCUGUAGUAUUUGAUCAGUAGGAUGUAUAUGUAUUAUGUUCUUUAUUUGUAUAAAAAUGUAGACCGUAGGGUAUAAUCAAAAGAACUGUUCGACAUAUUUGAGACAUAUUUGUACAAGUUAUUGAUCAUUUGGUGUCUUGAAGCCAAGUUUUUUUCUAAGUGUCUGGUUUUUUGAUAAUGAUAAGAACUUGAAGGUAUUUGAUUUCUAUCUUUCCUUGAAUUGUUUGUGCAUCAUGGUUGAAUUGGUCAAUUAUUUAUCAUACAAAACGCAUUCUUAGUUUUUGCUCUAAAUUAUGUGGGUUUUUGUUUCUUCUUAAUGACAUUUUCAAGAAACUAAUCGCUUAGUUUUAUGUUUACUCAUUGAGUGUGCCAAAAAAUAACAUUUUCACUUGCUGCUUUGUAGAUUGUGCCUUUGACACAAACAAAAUAGGAGGUCAAAUCCAUAUUGCGUGACCGCUUUUUAAUUAUUUUUUUUCUAAAGCCGAUAUGUCACACACUAUGUUAAUUACAUGGGCAAAUUCAGGUUAGCUCAUUGAGGUCACAAAGGGGAGGAGGGAAAAAUCGGCUGUGCAAUAUGGGUAUGGCCUCCAACAAGAACAAAUGAUGCAGUGAUAUAUAUCAUUUAAUUUUAUUUGAUGAUGCUUUGGAGUUUUACCAUUAGUUUUCCUCCCAGUAGUAAAAUAUUCGCCUUUUAUUUAUUAUGUACCAGUUCCCACCAAAUUCCGGUAACACAGUAUGCUAAUGCACUUAGAUGGGAUUGUUUUGUAAUUUUACCAUUUAUUUAACUAGUCAUUAACUCAUAGAUUUUAAAUGGUGGUUUGAAAUUCAAGUAAACUAGCCACAGAUUUAUAAUGUAGGUGUGUUGUUCUGUUGACAAAGUCUGUUGAGUGCUGAAGGCAGAAAUUUGAACAUUCAUGUUCUAAGUGAAAGUCUGUCCUGUCAUUAUUGAUUUCCUUGAACUGUGUAACAACAAUUGUCUGAAGCAUUCUACUUAAUGAAUUUCAAGGAUCAUUAAUAUUUGCAUUACAGCUGCUACAAAUUCAAGAUGUGAUAUGUGAAAGAUGUCUUUCCUUCCCAUGGCAGGUAAUCCCUGUAGUGAUAGGUCAUCCAAGCAUAACAAAUGUUACCAAACUUUGUAUGAGCAAGUAUAACUUGUUUGGGUAAGGUUUCUUUUAUUAGUAGAGGAUAGCAUAAGGCUUCUGUGAUUAGUUCAUUUGUGAAGUGGCUUGUAUAUUUUCAUAAAUGGUGACAUAAAGAAUCAUGUCCAAUGAGGAGAGGCAAGUUUCGUUAUUAAAAUACAAAGAAAACACAA